Molecule: messenger RNA, 870 nt
Organism: Trematomus bernacchii (emerald rockcod)
Lineage: Eukaryota; Metazoa; Chordata; Actinopteri; Perciformes; Nototheniidae
Exons: 6
Coding region: 117-779 (220 amino acids)
Source: RefSeq, a predicted model, not a curated record
CCUGGGCUGUUCACAAAAAGUGGAGAUACAUCCAGGGGGGAGACUAUAAAGAGAGCAGAGCUGAGAGGGUAAGACGAGGCGCAGAAGGAAAACUUUAGAUCAAGAACAAACGAGCCAUGUUGAGGAUGAAGUGUGUUUCUGUCGCUGUCCUGCUGAGUCUUCUCUCUCUGGGAGACUCUGCUCCUCUGAGCAGCUGUGAGAGUCUGCUGAAACCCAUAACUAUCAGCAAUGAAAAUAUUAUGGGAAAGUGGCUGUACGUCGGGGGGAGUUCGGACCUCCCUGGAAGUCGCUCUCUGGGUCGUCUGUUGUCCAGUGUCUGGCUGGACAUCACUGCAACCUCUCAGAGCAACAUCCUCAACAUCAUUCAGACUCAGAGAAUAUAUGGCAAAUGUUCCAGCUUUGUAUUCAAUGUGACCUUUGAAAACAGCACGAUGGUAAUUGAACAACCUUUCUACCUGAGGGAGGUCUACCUGCCGACUGACUGCUCCGACUGUCUGGUUGUAUAUGAAGAAGUUAUCUCUGGCAGAGACACUUUCACCAGUCUCAUGCUUUUUAGCAAGAGACAGAGUGUCUCAUCUGAUUUUGUGGAGAUGUUUAAGGCACAAGCAGAAUGUCUACGGAUGCCGUCGCCCAUAAUGAUAGACACAGAUUACGAAAUCUGCCCAGACAACAUUGCGCCCUCAGAGGGGAUCAGCGCCCUCAACUCCUUAUUAGAGGCAAAGAUGGGACAUCGGGUUGCAAAACUCCUGGAUGCUUUUUUUGAUGCGUUUGUGAACUGAUUUUUAAUUAGCUUUGUAUGAGAAAGUAUUUUCUUUCCUGAUAUACACAAGUAUUUCAGAAGAAUUUAAUAAAGUAAGAUGGAGGAACUGC